CGCCCGGGGGGCGCCUUUGUUCCGCAGAGGCGGCGGCGGCGCGGAGCGGGCACCGGGACCGGCACCGGGACCUCCAGCUCCACUAUGACUCUGGAGGAGCUGCCCGGGGACCACCGCACCGCCGGGAGGAUGGAGCAGGCGGGGGACGCGCUGGAGGAGGUGCUGAGCAAGGCGCUGAGCCAGCGGAGCCUCACCCUCGGUGUCUACGAGGCCGCCAAGCUGCUCAACGUAGACCCGGACAACGUGGUGCUGUGCCUGCUGGCGGCCGACGAAGAGGAGGCGGGGGACGCGGCGCUGCAGAUCCACUUCACCUUGAUCCAGGCUUUCUGUUGCGAGAACGACAUCAACAUCUUACGCGUCAGUAACCCGGCCCGGCUGGCCCAGCUCCUGCUGCCCGCCACCGGCACCGAUUCGCCCGCCGACCUCCACUGCGUCCUCGUCACGAACCCCCAUGCCUCGCAGUGGAAGGAUCCAGCGCUGAGUCAGCUGAUGUGCUUCUGCCGGGAGAGUCGCUACAUGGAUCAGUGGGUGCCAGUGAUUAACCUCCCCGAGCGGUGACCGCGCCGGGCCGAAAACGAACUCAACCGAAUUGCACUGAAGUUUUGCAAUAUUUUAGCAGUUGCUCAGGAAGUAACUCCCUGCCCUGGCGAGAGGAUUGCGGGGGGGGGGGGGUGGUGGGGGGGGAGGAAAAAAAGAAAAAAAAGAAAAAAAAAACAACAAAAAAAAAAGAUAAAACUGACAUCAAGGGGGGGGUAAGCUGAAGUUGAACUACGUGUUUUGUGGGACUUCUUUGAAGAAGAGUGACUCGGAAGCGGCGGGGAUGAGCGUGGAAGCGAAGGGAAGAGCAGCGCCUGCGUCGCCGGAGGAAGGAGCCCUGCCUGACGCGCGGGGGUGCCGCACGGCCGGGUUACUCACCGAAAACACCCAACACCCUUCACGGUUUUUUUUUUUAAAGUGCAACUUAACAGUUCCUGGUUUAAGUACCU
Aquila chrysaetos chrysaetos is the source of this 986-nucleotide messenger RNA. It is a transcript of the gene GADD45A, whose product is annotated as growth arrest and DNA damage inducible alpha. The transcript has 4 exons. Gene Ontology annotation, biological process: regulation of cell cycle. Gene Ontology annotation, cellular component: nucleus; cytoplasm. The record is from RefSeq and is a predicted model, not a curated record. NCBI's taxonomy places the organism in Eukaryota, Metazoa, Chordata, Aves, Accipitriformes, Accipitridae. The coding region runs from base 85 to 558 and encodes 157 amino acids.